Thlaspi arvense is the source of this 1032-nucleotide messenger RNA. The record is from the annotation of a GenBank genome assembly. Lineage: Eukaryota; Viridiplantae; Streptophyta; Magnoliopsida; Brassicales; Brassicaceae.
AUGGAAGACGACGAUCCGAUCCACGGAGGGUCCGCCAUAGACCAGGCAUUGCAGAAGAAGCACCAUGACAUGCUCGAACGCUUAUCUGCUCGCCACCAAACUAGAAAAUCCGAUUCACCUGACUCUUCUUCUUCGUCUUCCUCCUUCGAAUCGACCUCCUCGUUCCUCGCCCGUUUCGCCGAUUCCAAGCGAUUCAUCGAGUCUCGAAUCGGCGAGUUACGACUCGGCUCCUCCUCCGAGGAUCCUUCCAAUAUAAAAUCAGGUCUCGCCGAGAUCUCAUCUGCGAUUGAAAAUCUCGAGAAGCUUGUCGCUGCGAACUCCUAUUUCCUUCCUUCCUACGAGGUUCGAUCCUCUCUCAAAGCUGUAUCAGAUCUCAAACAGAGCCUCGAUAUCCUCUCCGGCGAGUUAGUCCCGAAGAAGAAAUUCUCGUUCAAGAGCAAAUCGUCUUCCACAAAGCCGGAAUCCAAACUCCCCGAGAUCCAUAAACCCGAUUUCGUUUCACCUCUAAAAGUCCCUGUUCGCGAUUCUCCGGGAUUCAGGAACAAGCACGGUGAGACUCUGGUGAAAAGCUUCAGAGGCUCCUCGAUCGGAGAGUUCACAUUGUCCGAUCUUGAUUCCUGUGAAGUAAAAUUGACCGGAACUGUCAACGCUCUCUUCCUUCACCGACUGAAGAACUGCAAAGUCUACACAGGUCCAGUGAUUGGCUCAGUUCUGAUCGACGACGUGGAGGACUGUGUUCUUGUGCUGGCUUCCCAUCAGAUCAGAAUCCAUUGCGCCAGGAAGAGUGAUUUCUACUUGAGAGUGAGGAGCCGUCCCAUAAUCGAAGACAGCAAUGGAGUCAGGUUCGCGCCUUACUGUUUGGAUUACGAAGGGAUCGAGCAAGACUUGAAGACGGCGGGUUUGGAGGAGGAGACGAAGAGCUGGGCCAAUGUGGAUGACUUCUUGUGGCUGAGAGCCGUACAGUCGCCGAACUGGUCCGUUUUGCCGGAAGAAGAAAGGCUUUCUCCGGUUUCCCUUUCCGGUGAUUCUUGA